AUGGAUAACGAAAGUUCUACAAAAACUUGCACCAGGUGCCAAUGUGUUCGACCAAAUACUGAUUUUAUUGUUGGUGAAAGUGACAUUCGAAAUCGCUGUGUAUCUUGCCGUAGCAAUACCUCACAGGCAAAAAAACGCAAGAGACAAGAAGCUAAUAAUUCUAUAAUUGAAAAAGAAAAUGCAAUUAACUUCAACAAUAUUGCCAAUCAUAUUUAUUAUGCACUUUUAGAAUAUAAAAAUUUGAACAAUAACCUUGAAGGACAUACCUCUUUUCAACUUCAAUUUGAUAUUGAUCUAUAUUCUAUUAAUGAAAAUAUCCCAAUUGAAAUUACUAAAGAAAAAAUCAGUGUAUUGCCAAUCUAA
Molecule: messenger RNA, 363 nt
Organism: Dentiscutata erythropus
Lineage: Eukaryota; Fungi; Glomeromycota; Glomeromycetes; Diversisporales; Gigasporaceae
Source: the annotation of a GenBank genome assembly